Molecule: messenger RNA, 2859 nt
Organism: Ctenocephalides felis (cat flea)
Lineage: Eukaryota; Metazoa; Arthropoda; Insecta; Siphonaptera; Pulicidae
Product: transient receptor potential cation channel protein painless-like
Exons: 2
Coding region: 1-2859 (952 amino acids)
Biological process (GO): transmembrane transport; monoatomic ion transport
Cellular component (GO): membrane
Molecular function (GO): protein binding; monoatomic ion channel activity
Source: RefSeq, a predicted model, not a curated record
AUGCAGAACAAUUACGAAUUGAAAACCCGAGACAGUAUAUGUCGACGGCGAGACGAAAUCCUGGAUUCUAUCCGAAGCAACAAUGUGUCGUCUUUCAGAAUUCACUUACAACGAAUCGAUAACAUAAAUCAGCAAUAUGAUACACAACAAUACAAAUCGAUUUUGGACAUUAUUUGCUCUGAAGGACGGUCUCAAAUUCUUGAAGCACUGCUUCAAUCCAGAGAUGAUUUAGAUAUAAAUCUGAUGAAUGAACAUCACAAAAAAUUCCCAAUACAUUUUGCUGUAGAAUCGAAAGAUUUAGACACAAUCAAAUUGCUGUUGAGGCAUCCUAAACUUGACACAGGCGUAAAAAGCAGGACCAAAGGUCUUAUAUCUUUUGCAAUGAAAUGUUUGAACGAAACUACUGAAAAUACACAAUAUGCUUUGAGUGUGUACGAAGAAAUUAUACAAGAGUUGUUACGAGCUGGAAUUGAUCCAUCAAUAGCGGAUAACAAAGGAAAUACUGCCAUUCACGAUGCAGCGAGACAAGGCCAAGAAAGCAUCGCCAAAAUUCUUCUUAAUCACGAACCAGAAAUGCUGCAACUAGAUGGAAGACCAAAUGCAUUAGGAAAAACCGGAAGACAAGCUAUCAUAGAAGCUUUCCCUCAUUUAUUAGACUAUCUACCAAAUGAAACAACUCCAAGAACACCAGAUAUAGAAUUACUAUGGCAAGAUUUACACAGACACGAUGAGACAUCUUUCCUAAACCAUUUUAGAAUUCUUCUAGCUCUGAGCGGAACAGAAAAGGAUAGACGAGCUUUAGUUAAUGCAAGUAAUAAUAAAGAAACAUUACUACAAGCCGCAAUUUCUAUAGGUUUACACGAAGUAAUACGUCGGCUAUUAGAUGCAGGAGCUGAUCCUGAUUUAUGCGAUCCAGGAAAUACAGCAUCGCCUGCAUUGUUGGCAUGCCGAAAUGGCGAUUAUAAAACUUUGAAGCUCUUAAUGAAUAAUAAACUUUGCACAUUACGUGGACCAUUGUUACAAGAAGUUGUCAAAGAAAUAGGGCGCGAACCUGGUCGACCAGAUUGCGAUUAUCGGCAAUGCCGAGACAUGCUUAUAAAUAGAAGUGAAAUUGAUAUUAACGGAAAAGAUAUAAAAGGUAGUACAGCUUUGCAUUACGCGGGACGAAAUCGUGAUGAUGAAACUGUUAUGAAGUUACUAUCAGCGGGUGCCUUUAUAGGUAGUCGAAAUCGCCUUGGGGAUCCAAGUAUCGCAGAUGUUUCUGCAGAUACAUUGGAGCGAUAUUUUGAUCAAUGUAUAGAAACAAAUGGUCAUAGACCUAGUGAAGAUACGUUCACAGUAACCAUUCAUUAUGAUUGUCUAGUUCCACCUACAAAAAAUACGGCACUAGGCAGUCGAAAUGAUAAUAACUCUGUGUCCCUUAUGAUGCAAGAGGAGGAGCAGAAGGAACCGGCGCGUUUCGCUGAAGAAAUGAGCGCGAUAUUGUAUAUGAGUGAGCAUGAAGAAUUAAGAAGACUUUUAAAGCACCCUGUGAUUUCGAGUUUUUUGUACUUAAAAUGGCACCGACUACGUUGUAUUUUUCGUACAAAUCUUACUUUAUAUUCGCUAUUUUGCACGUUCUUGAUAUUAUUUAUUCUUAUAGGUUACGGUAGGGAAAAUGAGGACCCAAAUGUACAUAACUUCUCACAAUGUUUAUGGCUUCUUACAAUUUUAGGUUUAAUGUUGCUAAUUAUACGUGAAGCUUUCCAAAUUAUCAUUUCACCCAAUAGAUAUUUUACAGCUUUUGAAAAUUAUUUAGAACUUGCAUUAAUCGGUGUAACAUCAGCUGUUUUAUUUUGCAAUAUAACAUCAGAAGCAAGCAGACAACAAUUGUCGGCAAUAGCCAUACUUUUAUCAGCGGCUGAACUAAUGUUACUUAUAGGUCAAUUACCAACAUUCUCCACUAAUGUCGUGAUGCUACGAACGGUUUCAUGGAAUUUUCUUAAAUUUUUAGUUCUUAAUUCGAUUUUAAUCAUAGCUUUUGCUUUGAGUUUUUACACUCUUUUUAGAGAAGAUCCAGAAAAUGUUGAUACAAAGUCAACCGAAGCCCCGAAAACCCAAGACAAUAAAAAUCAAGAGAAAAAAGAUGGUGAAGAACAAAAUUUCUUUUUACAUCCGGCAAUGGCUUUAUUCAAGACUAUAGUUAUGUUAACUGGAGAGUUCGAUGCCAGUUCUAUCAAUUUUGGAAUAUAUCCAGUCACAAGUCAUAUCAUAUUUGUAUUAUUUGUUUUCCUGAUUGCAAUUGUAUUAUUUAAUUUACUCAACGGAUUAGCAGUUAGCGACACUCAAGCUAUUAAAUCAGAUGCCCAACUUGUGGGAUUAGUGUGUAGAGCUCAAUUAUUAAAUUACUAUGAACAUGUGUUAAUGGGAGACAUAAACUUAUAUGGUCAACUAGUCCAUAAAUUUAAAUCUCUUUUAUGCUGCGUACCUCAAGAAACUAAAAAAUCAAAAUGCUUUCGACCUUUUGCAAAACAAAUUUGUCUUUUCCCUUGCUUUUUACCGCAGUAUAAAAUUGAUAUAAAAGUAAAUCAAGGAAACUGCAUUGAGAUUCCAACUGAAAGGCGGUCUUCGUCGAGUCAAAACAAUAAUAAAAAACCUUGUUGUAUAAAUCAUUGUUAUAAGUAUAAAAUGGAUUAUACAAUUGUUAAAUCUAUUAAAUGUAUAAUUUAUAGAUUAGAAAAUAAGAGCGAAUCGGAAUACGAAAUUAUUCAAAAAUUACAAAAUAGAAUGGAAGAAAUGGAUCAAAGAUUUAAAAAUAUUGAGAACUCUUUAUCUAACAUGAUAUCACUAAUAAAAGAAAUUCCACAAAUAUCACAUUAA